Molecule: messenger RNA, 1212 nt
Organism: Drosophila rhopaloa
Lineage: Eukaryota; Metazoa; Arthropoda; Insecta; Diptera; Drosophilidae
Gene: Ag5r2
Product: antigen 5 like allergen Cul n 1
Exons: 2
Coding region: 31-795 (254 amino acids)
Source: RefSeq, a predicted model, not a curated record
CGAAUCGAACUGAAUCGCAUCGAAGUCAACAUGAAGUUCGCUCUGCUCGCCAUCCUGGUGGUGAUUUCUGGCCUGGCCCAGGCCACCGACUACUGUUCGUGGGACAUCUGCAGCGGGGGCUCCCACAUCGCCUGCGGGCACAGCAACUGGUGGGACGGCAAUUGUCCCGGAGAUGCCGAGCUGAUCGACAUCAACGACGACUACAAGUGGGUCUUCGUCCACUCGCACAACGACAAGAGGAAUUACAUCGCCGGCGGCUACGAUCCGAGCCACAAUGCCGCCUGCAAGAUGGCCACCAUGGAGUGGGACGACGAGCUGGCCUACCUGGCCUCCCUGAACGUCCGCCAGUGCAACAUGGUGCACGACAGCUGCCACAACACCGACGCCUUCAAGUACUCCGGCCAGAACCUGGCCUGGCAGGCCUACUCCGGCGACCUCCCCGACAUGGGCUACAUCCUGGACAACAGCGUCCAGAUGUGGUUCGACGAGGUGCACAACUCCAACGCCGGCAUCAUCUCCGGCGGAUACCCAUCCGGCUACAACGGCCCUGCCAUCGGCCACUUCACCGUGAUGAUGUCGGAGAAGAACACUCGCGUGGGAUGCGCCGCCGCCCGCUACAAUCGCGAUGGAUGGAACCAGGUGCUCGUGGCAUGCAACUAUGCCACCACCAACAUGAUCGGACGCCAGAUCUACUCCAGCUGCGACUGGGCAGCUCAGGGAUGCGGAUCCGGCACCAACGGCGAGUUCGGCAACCUCUGCUCCCCCUCCGAGUGGUACGAUGUCAACAGCUGGUAAACCACCCACCUGGUAAUCGGCCCACCAAGUUCAAGGUCAUCUGAUUGGUGAGACCUGCCAAUCAAGUGUAUGAUUAAAGUUAUUCAAAUUUGAGAAAAUUGUUUCUAAAUUGUUUGGGGUUAGAGUUCAGCUUUAAGCCAAUUACGAUAAACGUGAUAGUAAAGACUAUCAAGUUUCCAAUAUGAAGAAAGAUCUUUUUGACCAAUCCAUAAAUAUUUUUGUAAAUAUGGUAUAUUAAAAAGUUUGUGAGAAAUAUAUAAUAUAAUAAUUAAACGAACAUUUGUUUUAGCUGUUUAAAUAGCAACAAAUAUUUGAACAAUUUUCGGUUACUGUUAAUUUAAUAAGAUUACCCCUCUAGUUUUAUGAUGAACUACUCUUUGAUGGUAUCAAAUAUUAUUUUAAUAUUAUUCACAAGUA